Molecule: messenger RNA, 2476 nt
Organism: Tyto alba (common barn owl)
Lineage: Eukaryota; Metazoa; Chordata; Aves; Strigiformes; Tytonidae
Gene: ABCD4
Product: ATP binding cassette subfamily D member 4
Exons: 19
Coding region: 60-1892 (610 amino acids)
Biological process (GO): very long-chain fatty acid catabolic process; peroxisome organization; fatty acid beta-oxidation
Cellular component (GO): peroxisomal membrane
Molecular function (GO): ATP binding; ABC-type transporter activity; ATP hydrolysis activity
Source: RefSeq, a predicted model, not a curated record
UGACGGCGCACCCGGAAGCGCCCGGCAGUUCGGCGGCCGGGCCGGGCGGCGCGGGGCUGAUGCGCGAGGGGGAGAGGCCGGUGCCCCGGCUGGACGGGCGGUUCCUGCGGCGGUUCCUGCGGCUGCAGGCUGUGCUCUUCCCCGGGUGGCCCUCCCCCAGCGCCCUCAUGUUCCUGACGCUGCUCUGUGUCGCCUUGCUAGAGCAGCUGGUUAUUUACCAGGUCGGCAUCAUCCCCAGCCAGUACUAUGAGGUGCUGGGGAACAAGGACUUCUCCGGCUUCAAAACGCUGACUGCCGUUGCCCUGACUCUGAUCGUAGUGAAUUCCACGCUGAAGAGCUUCGACCAGUUUAUCUGCAACAUGAUGUACGUGAGCUGGAGGAAGUCUCUCACCGAAUACCUCCACAGCUGCUACUUCCAAGGCCAGGUCUACUACAGCCUGCAUGUGCUGCGCGAGGACAUCGAUAACCCGGACCAGCGCAUCAGCCAGGAUGUGGAGAGGUUCUGCAAGCAGCUCAGCUCCAUGGCCAGCAAGCUCAUCAUCUCGCCCUUCACACUGGCUUACUACACGUACCAGUGCUUCCACAGCACAGGCUGGCUAGGCCCGGUGAGCAUCUUUGGGUAUUUUGUCAUUGGGACGAUUGUCAACAAGGUACUGAUGAGCCCAAUUGUGUCUAAACUGGUGCAGCAGGAAAAACUGGAGGGGGAUUUCAGGUUCAAGCACAUGCAGAUUCGUGUCAAUGCUGAACCAGCUGCUUUCUACAGGGCCGGGCGAGUGGAGCACAUGCGCACAGACCGGAGGCUGCAGAACCUGCUGCAGACCCAGAGGGAGCUGAUAGGCAAGGAGCUGUGGCUAUACAUUGGCAUCAACACCUUUGCCUACCUGGGCAGCAUCCUGAGCUACGUGAUCAUUGCCAUUCCCAUCUUUUCUGGGGUCUACAGUGACCUGAGUCCAACAGAGCUCAGUGCCCUCGUCAGCAAGAAUGCUUUUGUUUCCAUCUACCUCAUUGGCUGCUUCAGCCAGCUUAUAGAUCUCUCCAGCACCUUGACCGAUGUAGCUGGCUACACGCACAGGAUUGGUGAACUGCAGGAGACCUUGUUGAGCCUUGGCAGAAAAAAAAAAGAUAACUACUCAGAAGCCAAAGCCAGCUGGGAUUUGGACGGCAGCCAUUCUGGGGAGGACCCGCUGCCAAGGGACACAGCUUUCCUUCUGGAGCGAGUGACACUCUCAGUGCCAUCCUCUGGCAAGCUGCUCAUCAAGGACUUGAGCCUGAGGAUCUCACAAGGAAACAGCGUGAUGAUUGUGGGGAACACUGGCACAGGGAAGACAUCUCUCCUGAGGGUCCUUGGGGGACUCUGGGAGAGCACACAGGGGAGCAUCAAGAUGCUGACCUGCUUUGGCCCCCGGGGAGUGGUGUUCCUGCCGCAGCGGCCCUUCUUCACCGAUGGAAGCCUGCGCGAGCAGGUGAUCUAUCCUCUGAAGGAGAUCUAUCCAGUUUCAGGAUCUGCAGAUGAUGAGAGAAUUGUGCGAUUCCUGGAGCUGGCUGGGCUGACGGAUUUGCUGCUGAGGGCUGGAGGACUGGACAAGCAGGUGGACUGGAACUGGUAUGAUGUGCUGUCCCCAGGGGAGAUGCAGAGGCUGUCGUUUGCACGGCUCUUCUACCUCCAGCCAAAGUAUGCGGUGCUAGAUGAAGCCACCAGCGCCCUCACAGAAGAGGUGGAGCAUGAACUGUACCGUGUGUGCCUUCAUCUGGGUAUGACGCUGAUCAGCGUGGGACACAGGGCCAGCCUGGAAAAGUUCCACAGCUGGAUUUUGAAACUUCAUGGGGAGGGAAGAUGGGAUCUCACUCGAUGUGAGAAGAUGAAGCGGCUCCCAGCUGGGGAAGGAUGCUGAAAAACAUACCUUUGUCUGGCCAGCCACAGAACCUGCACACGCGUGGGAGAGCUCUGAAUAGCACAGACAUGGAGCUGCCAAGCCAACAGCUGCCAACAAGGGAUUCAUCCAGUGCAAGACCAGUUCUACAUCUUGCUGAUGGUCACAAAGCCAAGUCUGAAUUCAUGGUGUGGGGUUCUGCCAGGAGCAGACACAUCUAUGCUAUCCUUCUCCCAGCCCCCUUCUCCUGCCUCCCCGUCUCUCAUGGGGGAAAGGGCUGAGCUGCUAGGCUGCCCAGAGAGAAGAUGCUGUCUCAUGGGGCUCGCAGAAGCAAUGGCCACCAGGAUGCAGCCUUCUGUUCUGACUUCUGCCUCUGGUACACAGCCCUGCAGAACAGGAUUCUGUACCUGUGGCUCUGUUGAGGGUUGUGCUCCCCAGCAGGAGCCAAGGGAUGCACUGUAAGGGGAGGAGAAUGCUGGCACAGAGAAGGGGCAUGUCUCUGCUCUCCUUAUGACACAUGGUUACAGGUCAAAGGAACAUUUUUGUAUUAAAAUCUGGGGCCUGUUUUCCAACGAUUUUUAUGAAGAAGAGUCGGUAUUUGUUAA